Messenger RNA from Nasonia vitripennis (jewel wasp), 1653 nucleotides. Its product is annotated as cyclin-K-like. NCBI's taxonomy places the organism in Eukaryota, Metazoa, Arthropoda, Insecta, Hymenoptera, Pteromalidae. The transcript has 8 exons. The record is from RefSeq and is a predicted model, not a curated record. Gene Ontology annotation, cellular component: cyclin/CDK positive transcription elongation factor complex; nucleus. The coding region runs from base 1 to 1653 and encodes 550 amino acids. Gene Ontology annotation, biological process: positive regulation of DNA-templated transcription, elongation; regulation of transcription by RNA polymerase II. Gene Ontology annotation, molecular function: cyclin-dependent protein serine/threonine kinase activator activity.
AUGCCUAACUGGUAUUACGAUAAAGAAGCUUUUAAAAAGACACCAUCGAUUCAAGAUGGUAUUGACUAUGCUACUGAGUAUAAGUACAGAAAAGAAGGUGCAAGAUUUAUUGUAGAGCUAGGCUCGGUACUGGAACUUGGCUACAAUACAUGGGCAACAGGAGUUGUCUUUUUUCAUCGGUUUUAUAUGUUUCAAUCUUUCAAGGAUUUUCCUCAUUAUGUGACAGCUUGCUGUUGCUUGUUUUUGGCUGGGAAAGUAGAAGAGACGCCUAAGAAAUGCAGAGAUAUCAUUAAAGUAGCUCAAACAAUUUUAAGUGAAGAAAAUUUCAAAACCUUUGGAGAAGAUCCAAAAGAGGAAGUUAUGACAAUGGAAAAAAUUCUGCUGCAAACUAUAAAAUUUGAUUUUAAAGUACACCAUCCGUACUCGUUCUUAACAAAAUAUGCAAAGACAUUGAAAGGUGAUAAAAAUAAGCUUCAAAAAAUGGUACAAAUGGCUUGGACAUUUAUUAAUGACAGUUUAUGUACAACUUUGUCUAUUCAGUGGGAACCUGAAAUCAUUGCCAUUUCACUGAUGUACUUGGCAGCAAAGUUAAGCAAAUUCCAAGUGGUCACUUGGAAAGACAAGGAACCUUAUCAAACAAGGUGGUGGGAAAUGUUUGUAGAAGAUCUCAACAUGAAUGUUGUAGAGGAUAUUUGUCAUCAAGUUCUGGAUCUAUAUUCACUUGAAGAAAAAAGAAGGAAACCUACAAAGCGUGGCCCACUAAAAGAAUCACUGAAAUCUUUGAGCUGUAAAAAACCUGAUCGGCAAAAGCCGGCUGUUCCCUCUACUCAAAUUUCUCUGGUCCCUCUUAAAAAACUAGUAUCUUCUGCACAAAAUAGUGAUAAUCUUUCCAUGAUUCCUGCAGUUAAAAAAGAGAUUGCUAAUGCUGAUUCGCGCACUAUGGCCAUAAAGACUGAACCAAUUUUUAUCAAAAACGAACCUGUGAUAAUCAAAACGGAACCGACUUAUGAAGAAAGUGAAUCGUCCACUACUGAAUCCAAGAUUAAAACGCAACCAUUUGCUUUUGUGAAUGCACCACUCUACAUCAAAACCGAAUCAUUAACAACAAAUACAUCCCCUGCCAGUAUUGAAGUACCAUUCUAUAAACCUCUAAUGACGAUACCAGCAUCCGGUACACCGAUCUCAACACCGUCACCGGUUAUAUCUGCGGGAAACUUACAACCGUACUCUCCAUCAUUUCCACUACCAGACUGUUCCAUGCCUCCACCGACUUACAAUCUGCCUACUGCUGCCAGCGUAUCAGCCAAAGCUCAAAAUAAUGGCAAUUAUAUUAAUCCAUGGAAAACGGACGUACUAACGAGCGAUGGAAUUACUGAAAGCAAUAAAUUUCGAGAAACUGUCACGUAUCCGGAUAUUUACAAUAAUAAUUGUCAAAAGGACAAAUUUCAAAAUUUUAUGAGAGAUCAUUUUAGAAAUUCUGAUAAUGAUUCUCAAAAGCGUUCGAACUGGGACAAUGAGGACUGGGAUAACCCGAAUGGGAAUUGUAAAAACGAGUCAUCAAACUUUGAUGAUAAUUUUCGGGAUAAAUGCGGAAGCCAGCAAAUAAUCGGUCAGUCAUUAGCUCCGAUCUGUGAUGUUCAGGCACAUCUAUAA